This is a messenger RNA of Meleagris gallopavo (turkey), 1245 nucleotides long. The record is from RefSeq and is a predicted model, not a curated record. NCBI's taxonomy places the organism in Eukaryota, Metazoa, Chordata, Aves, Galliformes, Phasianidae.
AGAGCAACAGAGAAGAAUCUUAUGGUUUUAUCGUUACUACUGCAAUAAUCAAAAUUGCUCCCUUUCUCUAGUACUGGGCAGUGCACCCAGUUGGGAUCGAACAACUGUGUCAGAAAUAUAUUCUGUCAUGAGGAAAUGGAGAUUUUCUAACCCUCUGGAGGCACUUGGACUUCUAACUUUCAGUUUUCCAGAUAAAGAUAUUCGCAGAACAGCGGUCCAGCAAAUAGAAAUCUGUCAAAUGAUGAAUUGUUAGAAUACCUCCCACAGCUGGUUCAGGUGCUCAAGUUUGAGUGGAGUCUGGAAGGCCCUCUGGUGAAACUCCUGCUGAACCGUUCUCUUCAGAGCAUCCAAAUAGCCCAUCAACUUUAUUGGCUGUUGAAAAAUGCACAGAAUGAAGUUCAUUUCAAAAUCUGGUAUCGGAAACUACUGGCUGCUCUCCAAUUCACUGCUGGGAAAACCUUGAACAAUGAAUUUUCUAAGGAGGAGAAACUUAUCAGAAUUUUGGAAGACAUUGCUGAAAAAGUAAAAGCUGCCAGUGACAUGAAAAGAAAGGAGGUGUUAAAGAUGGAACUCAAUAGACUUCAGCAGUUCUUCCAGGAUGUAAAAGUUUGCCGACUUCCCCUGAACCCCGCACUUGUUGUGCAAGGCAUAGAGGCAGAUUCAUGUUCGUAUUUUACAUCCAAUGCUUUUCCAUUAAAAAUCUCCUUCAUCAAUGCAAAUGCUCCAAGUGGAAAUAUCAAUAUUAUUUUUAAGAUAGGUGAUGAUCUACGUCAGGAUAUGCUGGUUCUGCAAAUUAUUCGAGUGAUUGACAACAUAUGGCUCCAAGAAGGUCUGGAUAUGCAAAUGAUAAUUUAUAGAUGUUUAUCUACAGGAAAAGGCCAAGGACUUGUACAGAUGGUGCCAGAUGCUACCACACUAGCCAAGAUCCACAGGGAAUCUGGACUGAUAGGACCAUUGAAAGAAAACACAAUUAAAAAAUGGUUCCGUCAUCACCAUCGUCUGGAAUCCAGUUACCAAGAGGCAAUAAGGAAUUUCUUUCAUUCCUGUGCUGGCUGGUGUGUUGUCACCUUCAUUCUAGGAGUUUGUGAUCGACACAAUGACAACAUAAUGUUGACGAAUGCUGGACACAUGUUUCACAUUGAUUUUGGAAGAUUUUUAGGUCAUGCACAGACAUUUGGAAGUAUAAGAAGGUUAGUAUAUAUAGUAAUACAUACAAUAAAUAGACUUUAAAAAGAUGUUCUGAAU